Molecule: messenger RNA, 957 nt
Organism: Anneissia japonica
Lineage: Eukaryota; Metazoa; Echinodermata; Crinoidea; Comatulida; Comatulidae
Product: histone H4
Exons: 1
Coding region: 24-335 (103 amino acids)
Biological process (GO): nucleosome assembly
Cellular component (GO): nucleosome
Molecular function (GO): DNA binding; structural constituent of chromatin; protein heterodimerization activity
Source: RefSeq, a predicted model, not a curated record
GACAUUCGAAUAAGAAUAAUAACAUGUCUGGACGUGGUAAAGGAGGAAAAGGACUUGGAAAAGGAGGCGCGAAGCGUCAUCGUAAAGUGUUGCGUGACAACAUCCAGGGUAUCACCAAACCAGCUAUCCGUCGUCUUGCUCGUCGUGGUGGUGUCAAGCGUAUUUCUGGUCUCAUAUAUGAGGAAACUCGUGGAGUAUUAAAGGUUUUUCUUGAGAAUGUCAUCCGUGAUGCUGUUACAUACACCGAGCAUGCCAAGAGGAAGACCGUCACCGCCAUGGAUGUCGUCUACGCCUUGAAGAGACAAGGCCGAACCCUCUACGGAUUCGGUGGAUAGCUUCAUCUAAAACGCAAAUCAAAAGGCUCUUUUCAGAGCCACCAUUUGAAACAAAAGAGAAAUACUGUAGCAUAUUUGUCUUGUGUGAUUUGUUGAUACUAAGAUUCUACAUCAUCCAUGCAUAAUUAUAAUUCCAUGUUUUAUGACUGCACCACAAUGACGACACAAUUCCGCAAUAGUAAAACGAUUACUGCAGCAUGAUACUUGUCACUACAUAUACAAAUGUUAUGGUCACGGCUACCAAAGCUUUUUUUUAAAAUUCUUUUUAAACUCAAAAACACACAAUACAGAAAAUUAAAUAAACAAAGUUUAAAAUAAUAUACAUUUCACAAGAUAUAAAUAAUUGAUCAAAAUUUUACAUUAAUGGCCUAAUUUGAAAUAGACUUUAUCUCGAUUAAAAAGCAACUACAGUUAGAAGCAAGGUAAGAAUAUUUCCAUUAGCAGUUAUAUUUCUAUGACUCGGCAAUGAAGAAUAACUAAAAAAUAAACAUGAAAAAUACAUUUUUUAACAUUCUCUUUUUUCAAAAUUGAACACUGGUUAAACCAUAGAGCAUUUAUUUGCUCUAUGGUUAAGCGUAUCUUUCUUUCUCACAUUUUCAAACUAAUGAUGUGAUAAAUAGAU